Messenger RNA from Penicillium vulpinum, 1905 nucleotides. RefSeq names its product Major facilitator superfamily domain general substrate transporter. Lineage: Eukaryota; Fungi; Ascomycota; Eurotiomycetes; Eurotiales; Aspergillaceae. Gene Ontology annotation, cellular component: membrane. The record is from RefSeq and is a predicted model, not a curated record. Gene Ontology annotation, biological process: oligopeptide transport; transmembrane transport. Bases 1 to 1905 code for a protein of 634 amino acids. Gene Ontology annotation, molecular function: dipeptide transmembrane transporter activity. The transcript is spliced from 2 exons.
AUGGCAGCUCAGUCCCCAACCUUGGGCUCGAACUCGCUCGCUAUCCAUGAUGUCGAGUCCGGCAAAACCACCUGGAAGAGUAACCCAGUUUCCAAUGAGAAGGCCCAGCAAAGUCUCAUCUCCCCGUCGUACAACCUGGGUCUGAAUGAUGAGGACCCAACUACAGAUGAGCUUCAUGGCUCCAACGCCUUGCGUCGCGUCUCAGCCCCGAUUCCCUGGGCCGUCUACACCGUCGCAUUUGUUGAACUGUGCGAGCGCUUCUCCUACUACGGAUCCCAGGUGCUUUACUCUAACUUCGUGAACCACGCACUUCCCCUUGCUGCUCCGAAUGGCCCUCCCGGAUCAAACCACGCAACUGGAGCUGGUGGGCCUAGCUCCCAGGGUGUAUCAGGUGCUCUGGGAAAAGGCAUUGAGACUGCGAGCGCCAUCAACACCUUCAACACCUUCUGGUGCUACUGCCUUCCUCUUGUGAGUGCCUACAUCGCCGACGAGUACUGGGGACGGUACAAGACCAUCUCCUGGUCUAUUGGAGUCGCCAUUUUGGGUCACAUCAUCCUAGUUAUCUCUGCCAUCCCGUCGGUGAUCACGAACACCGAUGCCUCCUUCGGUGUGUUUGUUCUGGGUGUAAUCAUCAUGGGUUUGGGUACUGGUGGCUUCAAGCCUAAUAUAUCCGCCCUGGUUGUCGAGCAGAUACCGACUGUCAACCUCAAGGUGCGUACACUGAAAUCUGGCGAGCGUGUUGUCGUCGACCCUACUAUCACCCAGAGCCGUAUCUACCACUACUUCUACAUGUUCAUCAACCUCGGCUCAUUGAUGGGUCAGAUUGGUAUGGUCUAUGCAGAGAAGUAUAUUGGCUUCUGGUUGGCCUUCCUGUUGCCCACAGCUAUGUUUAUGACUACCCCAUUCGUCAUGUUGUGGGGUCGUAAGCGCUAUCGCCAGUCUCCCCCGACAGGCUCGGUGACUUACAAGGCCGUCAAGACAUUCUUGUUUUGUAUGCGCGAUCGAUGGCACUAUAACCCAUACAUCCUCUGGAAACGAACGCACGAUGGCACUCUUUGGGACACUGCGAAGCCCUCUAACAUUGAGCCCCGAUCCCGGCCCAAGUGGAUGACCUUCGACGAUGCGUGGGUGGACGAAGUGCGCCGUGGAUUUGCCGCUUGCGCUGUUUUUUGCUGGUUCCCCAUCUACUGGCUAGCCUACAACCAAUUGACAAGCAACCUUACCCCACAGGCUGGCACGAUGACCUUGAACGGCGUUCCGAAUGAUGUUGUGAACAAUCUUGACCCAUUGACGCUGCUCAUCUUGGUCCCGCUCUGCGACACGUUCCUAUACCCCGCGCUGCGCAAAAUGGGCAUUCGAUUCACGGCCAUCAAGAAAAUCACCCUUGGUUUCUGGCUGGCGUCGCUUUCUAUGAUAUGGGCUGCUGUCAUUCAGUACUACAUCUACAAGACUUCGCCCUGCGGCUACCGAGCUAACAGCUGUUAUACCAAAGAUGGUAGCGUCGACCCGUCUCCUAUCAUUGUCUGGGCUCAGGCCGGUUCUUACGUUCUUGUUGCUACAUCGGAGAUCUUUACCGUGAUUACCUCAAUGGAGUACGCCUACUCCAAGGCACCUCGCAACAUGCGGUCCCUCAUCCAAGCCAUCAAUAUGUUCACCAACGCUAUCUCCGCUGCCAUUGCCGAGGCUUUGAUACCGCUUUCCAAGGAUCCUCUGUUGAUCUGGAACUACGGCGUCUUCGCUGUGUUGACCUUUGUCGGUGGAAGCAUGUUCAUUAUCCAGUUCUGGAGUCUGGAUAAGGAGGAGGACGAGUUGAACAACUUGCCCGAGGGUCAUGUGCAAGCUAGCGAGUACGAGGACGGCCAGGCGCAGCUUGAGAUUGCCGAGAUUGGCCCUGGUCGUGGCUGA